This is a messenger RNA of Triticum aestivum (bread wheat), 2994 nucleotides long. Its product is annotated as putative disease resistance protein At1g50180. The record is from RefSeq and is a predicted model, not a curated record. Lineage: Eukaryota; Viridiplantae; Streptophyta; Magnoliopsida; Poales; Poaceae. Gene Ontology annotation, biological process: defense response to other organism. The transcript has 2 exons. Gene Ontology annotation, molecular function: ADP binding; ATP hydrolysis activity. Bases 16 to 2661 code for a protein of 881 amino acids.
AAAUCACGUUGAGACAUGGCCGAGCACGCGGUCGCUGCCGUGCUGCAGAGGGUAGGCGCCACCGUGAUCCAAGAAGUUGCUUUUCUGGGCCAGGUUCCUGCCAAGGUGGAGGCCCUCAAGUCCGAGCUCAAGCGCAUGCAGUGCUUCCUCAGGGACACCGACGCGAGGAUGGAGAGGGGCGAGAAUGAAAUGCUCAGCCAACUGGUGUCGGAGGUCAGGGACGUCGCCUACAGCAUCGAGAUCAUCAUCGACACGGCCAGCAUCUUGGCCAGGGAGAACAGCAGACCGCCGUCCCUCUUGGGUGCCAUAUCCAAGGGCGCCUGUUACCCCGUCCACUGCAAGCGUCUCUACAGCAUCGGGAAAAAGAUCGAUCAGGUGACAGCGAGAGUUAAUAAGAUCUUCGAAGAAUUUGCAAAGUAUAACAUUCAUAGUACUUGCCUGAAUGAGACAAGAUACAGUAUGGAUGAGAACGAGACUCUACGCGCUAGGAGACUGACGCUUCCGGAUCUCGGGGAUGAGGUCAAUGUCAUUGGCUUUGACAGCGAAAUCAACCAGGUCAAAGAUGAACUGCUUGACUCGGAGAACAAGGACCUCACUGUCGUCUCCCUUGUUGGUCCAGGGGGGGCAGGGAAAUCAACCAUCGCCAGGAAGGUCUACAAUCUUGUCGCAAAAAAUUAUUUCAACUCCUGCGUAUGGAUAUGCAUCUCACAAAAAUUUACAGUAUAUGGUGUUCUGAAGGAUAUUGUCAACGGGGUCAUGGAGAAUCAAGACUCCCAAGAACUAGGAACAAUGAGCGAGAUGGAAAUUAUAAAGAAGAUCCACAGUUUUCUCAAGGAUAAAAGGUACCUGGUGGUUUUAGAUGAUGUCUGGAGAAUGGAAAACUGGGAUAUGGUCCAAGCCGCCUUUCCUGAUGUGAAAAAUGGAAGCAGAAUUGUUCUGACAACUCGCAACUCAGCAGUUUCCAAUCACCCCAACGCAAGAAAAAUAAUCCAGCAGGUCAAGCUCCUUAACAAAGAAGAAAGUAUAGAGCUAUUCAAUAGAAAGGCAUUCCCUUGGUAUGUCGUCCAUGGCAGAGGUGAUCUGGAUAGCUUCAGAGAACUAGGCAAGAUACUUGCAUUAAAAUGCAAUGGCUUGCCUCUUGCAAUUAUAGUCAUGGGAGGUUUCCUUUCAAAGAAUCUCAGGAUCACCGAGUGGAGAAGAAUGGUUGCUAGCGUAAACUGGGACGCGAUGAAGAAUGAGGGUGACAUCAAAGCCAUACUGGACCUAAGUUACUAUGAUCUGUCAAGUAAUCUGAAGGCGUGCCUUUUGUACAUCACAUCAUUCCCAGAAGACUACGCAGUCCCGGUAGGCCUUCUUACAAAGUUGUGGAUUUCAGAGGGUUUCAUACCGAACGUGCGUGGAAGCUCCCUUGAAGAAACCGCGCUCAGGUAUGUGGAAGAACUGGCGCAGCGCUGCUUGAUCCUAAUUGAAAAGAGGAGCUCCAGGUGCAUCAAGACCGUUAAGGUGCAUGACGUGUUGCGUGACUGGGGAAUCGGGCGAGCUCGAAGAGAAGGGUUCUUGAAAGACUGCAGUUCCAGAAAUGAAGUGGAGACCUCAUAUUCCAAUGAAAUGAGAGCUUACAGAGUAGUUCUCUACGACUCCGUUCGCGUGAAGGUUGGUGUUGCUAUGCCAAAUCUGCACACCUUGCUGAUCUUCAAUGCAGCUCAGCUAGAAAGGAAUGUCUUUUCUUUCCGAGGCUUAAAUUACCUGCGGGUACUCUACUUUGAUGGCAUGAGAGAGAGAUGGCAGCUACCUACAGAGAUCGGCAGGAUGGUACAUCUGAGGUACCUCGGCAUGAAAGGUGGCACAUAUGUACUUCCUGCUACCAUCAGCAAUCUCACAAACCUACAUACUUUUGAUGCAAGAGAUGCCAUAGUGGAAGCACUCCCUAUUGAUCUCUUGAGCAUUUCGACACUGAAGCAUGUCCAUAUCUACAAGGUCGAGUCAUGGUCCGUGUGGAAGACCACCAUGCAGAGCAACCUGGAGUCAUUUUUCAUAGUCCUGGCAGCCAACACCCCGAAGCAAUGGGAAGGAGCAAUUGAAAGAAUGGAAGAAAAACCCUCCUGGUGCUUUGGGAAGCACUACCAGAGCGUCAAACAGCUGGAAAUUGUGGGGGCAUGCGAGGACGAGUUCGGAGUGCCCAACGACCUACAUCUUCCUGAUCUGCAACUCCUCCCGCACAACCUGAGACGGCUGAAAAUUAGCUGUCCUAAUCUGCUGAAUGAUGAAGACCCCAUGCCGGCACUUGGGAGCCGGCUGGCGUACUUGAAUGUGUUGGAAAUAGGGGUUAAGUCCUACACUGGCGCGACCAUGACCUGCCCUUUUAGUGGGUUUCAAUACCUGCACAAUUUGGUGCUCCACGAUCUAGAUAUCGAGGAGUGGAUAUUGGAGGAUGGCGCCAUGCCAAAGCUCAGGAUACUAACUCUCUGCAAGUGCACCAAGCUGAAGGCGCUUCCACAAGGAUUGCAGCACCUGAAGGAACUUAAGAAGCUGAAAGUGAUAGCGAUGCCCGAGUUGGAUCAAGUAUUAUGCUACCUGCUACACAAGGCAGGACGCGAGGUCAUCAUCAGGUCAAGUGAGGAGCACUUUGAGCAUGUACAGAUCCCCAAGUAUGACAUGUAAGGAGUAACAGGCUGACAUCCAUGGACAAUGGGGAUCUGAAGCAAUUUAAAUUCGCUGCCAUCGUACAUGCUGGGUGGAAUGGAUAUCUUCGAAAGUGCGAGCUACUGACCUGAUACCGACAAACUGUCAAUUUUGCUUACGGGUUUAUCUUGCUACUAUUUGUUAUGUACUUACAUAUGUGUACACAUAGUAUUUCGUACCAAGAUUGUUAGUAAAUGUGUGUACUGUGCAACUCUGUUGUGCAUGACACGGUUUGUAAUUUGAAAUAAAAUAAAUUGAGGGCUGAGGGAGAGAAGCCCCUUCGCGUAUUUGUUGGAGGAGGAGAUGAGACAU